Aspergillus steynii IBT 23096 is the source of this 993-nucleotide messenger RNA. Its product is annotated as NAD(P)-dependent alcohol dehydrogenase. The transcript has a single exon. The record is from RefSeq and is a predicted model, not a curated record. Lineage: Eukaryota; Fungi; Ascomycota; Eurotiomycetes; Eurotiales; Aspergillaceae. The coding region runs from base 1 to 993 and encodes 330 amino acids. Gene Ontology annotation, molecular function: oxidoreductase activity.
AUGAAGGCCUGGAUGUACCACAGCGCCGGCGUCGGCUUCGAGAAGAAACUGACCCUGGAAACCGACGCCCGCGCGCCGCCCAGUCUCCGACCGGACCAGCUCCUCGUCCAGGUCCUGUCCGCCUCCAUCAACCCGGCGGAUUUCAAGGUCCCCGAGAUGGGCCUCAUGUCCAAGGUCAUCGUCUCGACGCCCGCCUCGCCCGGCAUGGACUUCUGCGGCCGCGUCGUCGUCACCGGCCCCUCCGUCACCAAGGUCACGCCGGGCCAGCUGGUCUACGGCACCACGGCGAUCCCCGUCCCGUUCGGCUCGCUGGCCGAGUACAUGGCCGUGGGGGAGCACAACGUCGCCGCGCUGCCGGACGGCGUGGACCCCGACCACGCGGCGACGCUGGGAGUGGCCGGCCUGACGGCGUACCAGGCCGUCGUGCCGUACGUGACGUCGGGCGACAAGGUGUUCAUCAACGGCGGGUCCGGCGGCUGCGGCAUCUUCGCCAUCCAGUUCGCGAAGCUGCUGGGCUGCCAUGUCACGGUGACGUGCUCGGGGCGGAACGCGGAGUUCUGCAGGGAGCUGGGCGCCGACGAGGUCAUCGAUUAUACGACCGAGGAUGUCCUGGCGGUGCUCAAGGGGAAGGGCCAGGUGUUUGCGCACGUCGUGGACCAUAUCGGUACGCCGGAGGCGCUGUAUCGGGAGUGCGACGCCUUCUUGCUACCCGGGAAGGCCUUUGUGCAGGUCGGGGCCUCGUCGAUGCUGAUCUUUGCCAGUCGGGUGGCGUGGCCGGGGUUCCUGGGGGGAGGUAAGAGAAAAUACGUUAUUCUGUUGUGCCGCAUGAGACCGGAUGAGCUGGCGCAGAUCGGCGAAUGGGUGCAUCAAGGGAAAGUGAAGGUGGUUGUGGACAGCACCUUUGAGUUCGGAGACGCUGUGCAGGCCUUCGAGAAGCUGCGUCUGGGCAGGACUAGGGGAAAGAUUGUGAUUCAUGUGUCCGAGAAGGCUUGA